CUUCCUGCUAUUCAGGCGUUCGAGAAAUGACGUAGUGGUUGUUGAUCAGCUGAUUCCGGUUGAACGAUUUGACCAACAAUUCAACACAAUUUACCUGCGAUACGGGAUUUAACACCAAAAGGGAGUGUAUCGUCUUCAAGCCAGAUACUAUUGACAUGCUCCAUUUGGGCCGCCAUCAUGGACAAAAUUUUGGAGGGCCUGAUCAGCUCUGCUCACACGCUUCCGGUGAAGAAGGCCAUUGUGAAAAAGGUGGUGGAGGCGGCCGAAAAGGAGGUGGCGGCAGAGGAGUGCCAGGCCUUGUUUGCCGUCACCACUCGUCUCGUCUUGCUUGGCGAGGAUGCCUUCCAGAAGCAGGUGGGCUUCCAGGUCCUGGAGGCAUACGCCCGCUACCACCGCUCGCAGUUUGAGGCCUUCUUCAGCAAGGACUUUGUACUGGGCCUGCUGCAGCAGGGCUACGAGCAGCUAGAUCACCAAGACCCAGCCGUGGUGGACUACAUCCACUGCGGCCUACGGCUGCUGAUCAGCUGCCCCGCCGUGCUGGACCUGUUUACCGUGGUCCAGGUGGAGGUGCUCAGGAUGGUGUGCGAGCGGCCCGGGCCGGCCGCAUGCGCCCGUCUCGCCGCCCUGCUGUCCGACUUUGUGCAGUGCGUGCCCAGGGACAAGGGCGGCGUCCUGUUCUGCCAGCAGUUGGUGAGGACCAUCGGCUACUUCCACUGCUUGGCCAGCCAGGAGCAAGAGCUGGGCGAGUACGUGACUCAGGUCACCAAGGUCAGCACGUUGCUGCAGAACAUCUGGAAGGCCGAGCCGGCCACGCUGCUGCCUUCCCUGCAGGAAGUCUUUGCCAUCAUCUCUUCUACGGACCCGUCCUUUGAGCCGUCCAUCGCCCUGGCCAGUCUGGUGCAGUACAUCCCGGUCCAGAUGAUCACAGUGCUUAUUAAGAGUCUCACCACGGACCAAAAUGUAAAAGAUGCAAACAUGACCAAGGCGCUCUGCAGGAUGAUCGACUGGCUCUCUUGGCCUCUGGCGCAGCACGUGGACACCUGGGUCAUUGCUCUGCUUAAAGGACUGGCGGCUGUUCAGAAGUUCACCAUCCUCAUUGAUGUCACUCUGCUGAAAAUUGAACUGGUGUUCAAUCGUUUGUGGUAUCCUAUUGUGCGACAGGGGGCGCUUGCCGUCCUCUCCCACAUGCUCCUCAGUUUCCAGCACUCUCCCGAGGCCUUCCAUCUGGUUAUCCCGCACACGGUGCAUCUGGUUCAGUCCUUGCAGGCCGACGGCCUCCCCACCAGUAAAGCCUUCCUGCUGCAAUUCACUGAGCUCAUACACUGCAUGAUGUAUCAGUAUUCUGGAUUCCCAGAUCUCUAUGACCACAUUUUGGAAGCCAUAAAGGAUCUGCCGAAACCGAGCGAGGAGAAGAUCAAGCUGGUGCUUAAUCAAAGUGCCUGGACGUCCCAGUCAAACUCUUUCGCCUCCGGUCCGCUGAGGCAAGCCGGGAAGUCUGAGACGGGCAAGACGGGCCUGGUCAACCUGGGAAACACCUGUUACAUGAACAGCAUCCUGCAGACGCUCUUUAUGGCCACAGAUUUCAGACGACACGUGUUGUCGCUGCGCCUGAACGGUUCCAGCACCCUGAUGAAGAAACUGCAGAUGCUCUUCGCAUUCCUUGCGCACACUCAGAGGGCGGCCUACGCUCCGAAGAACUUCUUGGAGGUGUCCCGCCCACCGUGGUUCAAUGCGGGGUCUCAGCAGGACUGCUCGGAAUACCUCCGCUUUCUCCUCGACAGGUUACACGAAGAGGAGAAAAUUAUUCAGGUAUUGGAAUCAGCCAAGCCAAGCGUUCCCACCGACGCCGUCGACUCAAACAGCAAAGAUGCGAGCACUGCGACAUCCCUCGAAGAACGCGAAGCUUCCUCUCCAAAAGUGGACGACAACGACAGACGGACCCUCAUAGAGAGGACUUUCGGUGGAAAGCUCGUGACGGGCAUCCGAUGCACGCACUGCGACUGCGUCUCCGAGAAGGAGGAACCCUUCACGGACCUUUCGCUGGCCUUCUGCCCGUCGCGGGAUGCCUCCAAGUCCGACGAGUCCAAAUCUGACGAGUCCAAAGUUUGCCAGGGCUCCGUCAACGGUGGCAGCGAGACUCUCAUGCCGGGGACCAACGACCAAGCCAGCCACGCCCACGCCAUACCAGAGAGCAACGAGCCUCCUCUCUCCGUGCCCGACCUGGUGGACUACUUCCUGGCUCCGGAGAUCCUGGACCAGGAGAACGCCUACUUCUGCGGCAAGUGCUGUAGCCUGAGGAGGGCCGAGCGGACCCUCAAGGUGAUGUCGGCCCCCGAGUACCUCAUCCUCACACUACUGCGCUUCGCAUACGACGCCAAGUGCCACGUGCGCCGCAAGAUCCUGGACAACGUCACCAUCCCGCCUCACCUGCGUCUUCCCGUGCACCGCCCUUCGAUGCCCUCGCCGCCUCCGCCACCUGCCUCCUCGCCGCCCCCGGUGGACUCAUCCGAGAGCAGCGAGAACCUGGCCAAGAAACUCAAACCCUCCCGUCGAGAUGAGGAAGUACAGUCUGUGCGUUACGUCCUCAGCUCCGUCGUGAUGCAUUCGGGCGUAUCGUCCGAGAGUGGACAUUACUACUCCUACGGCUGCGACAACGCAGCACAAGGGGACGCCACCUGUCCUAAGGAAGACUUGAAUCAAGGGGAACAAGUCCGGGAGGGUCCGAGUGGUCAGGCGGGCGGCGCUGUGCCCCCCAGCGACUGGCUGCUGUUCAAUGACAGCAGGGUGACGUUUGCCUCCUUCCAGUCGGUGCAGAACAUCACCAGCCGCUUCCCCAAGGACACUGCCUAUGUGCUCAUGUACAGGAAACAGGAAGUGGUGGGGCAGGACGCUAUUAAGGGGCCGGCGACUAGCGGAACGAGACAGAGUGCCGAACCGCCGCUGCAGAAAGAACUGCUGGAUGCCAUUAUCAAGGACAAUAAGCUGUAUCUACAGGAACAAGAGCUGAAUGCUAGGGCUCAGGCUCUUCAGGCCCCGUCGUCUUCCUGCUCCUUCAGGCCCAACGGCUCGGAUGACAACAACCCGCCAGGGAGUUGCGGGCCGUCUGGAGGAGGAGGAGGAGGGGGAGGAGGUGGCUUUAACACAAUUAGUAGACUGGUCUUCUAAAGCUAAAUAAAAAGCACACAAUGCUACAUACGGAAAAGGGGUGGGGGAACCUUUUUGCUGACCUCAGAGGGCCAUGGUAAAUUCAUGGGGGAAAAAAGAAUUCAACGUCAAUUUACAGAUGCCGCUUCUACCAUGAUGUGUUUCUAAAUCCUGUUUUUAAAAAAAAGAGAGAUUUAG
This is a messenger RNA of Hippocampus comes (tiger tail seahorse), 3342 nucleotides long. RefSeq names its product ubiquitin specific peptidase 38 (gene usp38). Lineage: Eukaryota; Metazoa; Chordata; Actinopteri; Syngnathiformes; Syngnathidae. Gene Ontology annotation, molecular function: cysteine-type deubiquitinase activity. Gene Ontology annotation, cellular component: nucleus; cytosol. The record is from RefSeq and is a predicted model, not a curated record. The coding region runs from base 178 to 3165 and encodes 995 amino acids. The transcript has 13 exons. Gene Ontology annotation, biological process: protein deubiquitination; ubiquitin-dependent protein catabolic process.